UUUUUAACGUUUACUAACACUUAUUCCGCAAAAUAAAUUAAUACUGACUAAUUGUUUUUGCCAUGACGGAGUAACAACGGUUUGUAAACUCUGUUUUUAUUUCAGCUUUUGUUGCGGGAAAGUUACUUUUUGAAAAAUAUGUAACAUUUGCAACACUAUAAUGGUGUACGUGCUUUACUUGAUUUACGGCAUACUGUAUACCUGUACUAAAGCACCCACCUGACCGUGUGGCACAGUUUACGGCUCUUAUUAAGCACUCCUCAGGGCGUUCAACGCAUGGUCACACCUUGACUUGUGGCUUAACCCGGCGUUUCGACGCCGGGUCUCCCGGCUAGUCUAAUUAGCGAAAUGAACCAUAAAAUUCAUUGUUCCUUUUAUCAAAAUGUUUUGUUGUUAAUUCCAUAGCGGGAAAAAAUAAAAUCAAACGUUUUUCAUAAGUAGACAAUAGGCAUGUGAUUAGGGUAAUAAUAAAAAUCAAUCACCCGUGACCUUUGUGUAAUAAAGUUUACCUCAUUAAACAAAGCUUUUUAUGAGAACAAUAAAAUAAAUUAACCGUGACUUUAUUAAAACAAAAAUUUUAAAUCAAUUUGAAAAAGCGCACAAAAGACAGAAUAAAAAUAAAUGUUUAGCAAAAGUGACAUGUUACCGCGGCUGUUUCUUUAGAAAAGACAACACAUCCACUUUUCCACGGAAGAGAUAUAUAGACUAGCAGUUGGUUUGUGGGAAAAUGAACGCUGUUUCAUGCACUCUAAGAAUAAAAAAAGAUUUUCAAUUUAAUAGUCGUGUUUUAGUAAUUUAUUUCAUAUCUGCAAAUUAUUGAAGACGUGAAAUGCCAUUUGCCACCUUUACGUAGGCAAGCUUGUAUUUCACAUUGGGAAUUUAAAUUUUGUUAUGUGACGGCACGCAAAUUAAGAGAGUGUAAGUUUGAGUUACAUGUAACUUAAAAACCAUGUCAGCAAAACAUUUCGUGACGUGAAUCAAGAGUUUUUGUUAACACGUUAGCAUUUGUCGCAAUGAUAAAAAAUCGCCGCCAUAGUAAAUGGACAAUUAAAAAAACUACGUUAUUUGCGACGCUCCAUUUUUAAGCAAUCAAUAACGUAAAAUUUUUCAUCCUAAAUAUAUCCAAAGUUUAACAGUAACCAUAGUUACAGAUUAAAUACUAAUUGUAUAAAUACAAUCGAGCAGAUCUAAUGUUGUCAUUCAAAUGGGACUAUCCCGCACUAUGAAUAAACUCUUUUUAAUCUGUAACACAAAAAGUUGAAUACCUCCAUUAUAACAUCCAUUUAGGGAGAGCCUACCUUUAGCGGAGUAUACACGCACCUCGAUAGUUUUAUUCCCGAAAGGUAUAAAUUCGGCUUAAUUUAUACUUUGCUUCACCGUUGUUUUAAAAUUUGUUCAAAUUCGUGACUUUUUAUCAUGAGGUUAAUAUAAUCAAAGAUAUAAUUAUAUUUAUUGACAAGGUUAUAAACACGUUCUUUCUACAUCUUCCAAAACCAAAAAAAUCACCAACAGGACUAAGAAGAACAUUUGAUCAUAUUCCCUUUUUAGGUAAAACAUCUUUACAAACGAGAACGAUGUCAGAAAAACUUAAUCUACUCUGCAUUGUUGUAAACUUUCUGUUGUUUUUAGAACUCACACUCGCUUAUCUAACUUCUCUAGAUUUAAAAACCUAGUGCCUAAAGAAUUAAAGUCAGGCGUCAUAUACUAAUAUGAGCGCAGUACAACUCCACUUAUAGCGAGACGUCUAAAGGUUGAGGCAAGCGAGCACCUCGGCACCUCGGAGUGUCUGCCUUAACAGAUACAAAGUUAAAGAUCGAUCUCUACAUUCCUUUCCGUCCCAGCUAACUUUCCGCCGUCAUCUUAACAGUAAAAUAGGAUGAUAGAUCAACAACCCACAGUUAACUCGCCUGUUGCAAAGAAAUUUGCACGAUUCGCCUCUAGACUUUGUAUUGUUUUCAUUAUCACUGGUAUCCUAACAUUAUGUUUUGGUAUCAGUGUUUAUCUCACACUACGCACAUCAAGAUUUCCAUUCUACAUACCAGGCGCAUCAAUAUUCAUUUCCUUAUGGAUGAUAUUUACAGCUAGUUUGGGUAUACAUGUUUUUUCUGGUACGUCAAGUAACCGACCAUUGAUUCGACAUUUUAACGCUUCUGCAAUGGCAGCUGACAUCCUUGCUUUUGUGGGUGUUGUAGCAUCAAUAGCUGGAUUCAUAAUGUACCUCGAUUGUAGACGUGUAACUAGACGUUUUAGUCCUGAUAAUCAUUACACCUACACGUUGUGGUCUGCAAAUUUUUGUACAAAAAGUCGAGAUUAUGGGGUGGCUGUGUAUGCUAUGCUUUUCCUGCUCCACUUCUUGCAGUGUAUAAUCUCAAUGGCAACCACAGUAUACGGAUUCAAAAUUUCCAGAAUUGAAAAUAUAGGUUGGUUUUUGCGUGCAUUAAGUAUUCGAAAAAGUCAACAAAGGAAUGGCGAGAUUAUUCAAGCUAAACCUCAUCCAACAUUACUACAAACCUACGCGUCGCAAGACCAAUUCCAAAUACCAAAAUUGCAACAAAAUGAAAUUCUUGUUACGGCAAACACUGGUCAGCCAUUUAUACUGAUACCUGUGACAUCAACUUCUCAGCAGUUGCCAAUACAUCUGCCAAUUGAUUCACUAGCAGGCUCUCCACCACCGUACUCCGCAUAUUGA
Molecule: messenger RNA, 2689 nt
Organism: Hydractinia symbiolongicarpus
Lineage: Eukaryota; Metazoa; Cnidaria; Hydrozoa; Anthoathecata; Hydractiniidae
Exons: 7
Coding region: 1877-2689 (270 amino acids)
Cellular component (GO): membrane
Source: RefSeq, a predicted model, not a curated record